AUGCAAUCCUACCAAACCGAUUUCUUAGACCUUGCCUUGGAAUCCAAGGCCUUGAAGUUUGGCACUUUCGUGUUGAAGUCAGGACGUGAGUCACCAUACUUCUUCAACUUAGGUUUCUUCAACACAGGUAAGUUGUUGUCUACGUUGGCAACUUCCUACGCCAAUGCCAUUAUCAAGUCUGGCCUCAAGUUUGAUGUGUUAUUCGGUCCUGCCUACAAGGGUAUUCCAUUAACUGCCAUCACCGUGGCCAAGUUGGCCGAAUUGGACCCAGAAAACUACGGUAACGUCGGUUAUUCCUUCAACAGAAAGGAAAAGAAAGACCACGGGGAGGGGGGCUCCAUCGUUGGAUGUGAGUUGUCCGGCAAAAAGAUCUUGAUUAUUGACGAUGUAAUGACUGCUGGUACUGCCAUUAACGAAGCAUUUGAGAUUAUUGCCAACGAAAAGGGAACAGUUGUUGGUACCAUCAUUGCCUUGGACAGACAAGAGACCACCAAGGAUUCUGAAAAGUCUGCUACCCAGGCCGUCUCCGCUAAGUACGGCAUCCCUGUCAUCUCGAUUGUUUCCUUGACUGAUAUUAUCAACCAUUUGAACGAUAAGAUCAGCCCAGCUGAGAUCGAGCAAAUCAAGAACUACAGAAACAAGUAUGCUCCAAAGUAG
Messenger RNA from Suhomyces tanzawaensis NRRL Y-17324, 657 nucleotides. It is a transcript of the gene URA5, whose product is annotated as orotate phosphoribosyltransferase. The coding region runs from base 1 to 657 and encodes 218 amino acids. Gene Ontology annotation, cellular component: cytoplasm. Gene Ontology annotation, molecular function: orotate phosphoribosyltransferase activity. Gene Ontology annotation, biological process: pyrimidine nucleotide biosynthetic process; 'de novo' pyrimidine nucleobase biosynthetic process; pyrimidine ribonucleoside biosynthetic process. Lineage: Eukaryota; Fungi; Ascomycota; Pichiomycetes; Serinales; Debaryomycetaceae. The transcript has a single exon. The record is from RefSeq and is a predicted model, not a curated record.